Molecule: messenger RNA, 2199 nt
Organism: Linum trigynum
Lineage: Eukaryota; Viridiplantae; Streptophyta; Magnoliopsida; Malpighiales; Linaceae
Source: the annotation of a GenBank genome assembly
GCCUUCUCCCUCUCCCUCCUAUUUCUCUCUCUCUUUCCGUCUCGCUGCAAAAUUCAAAAUCCAAAAUUCUGCUUGUCCAACAGAUCUAUCUCAGACUGCCUCCUUCUUCCCUCUCCAAAACCCUACCCCGCCACCCAAUCCCCUACUUCCCACUCAUUUCUUCUUCCUCACCCUGCAAAAAUUUGCUAAGUGGGUUUUGUGGACAAGGUCGCGAAUCUGAACCGGGAGUCUGCGGUUGUUGGAGUUUUGGCGCAAAAGGGCUUUCAGCAAACAUGGAAGAUCAAGCCGAUUCUGGGUUGCCUACUGGAUCUGCUUCCAUGAUUGUCGGCGAUAAACGAGGCUGUGACGACAUGGGGGAGGAGCAGGAAACUACGCACAAGCGGGUUAAAACGAGAAAUCUCGACGCCGUGUUGAGGGUUCAAGAUGCAGAUUCUUGUCAAGUCCAAAGAAGUGGUACAACAACUUUGACACAGUCAGCUGAAGUCAAUCUUGUUCAUGGCCAACUGGAUCUCAAUAGUAAAGCUUGUACCGGUUAUGAUUCUACAAGAAGUGAUACCCUACAUAGUGCAGUUAACUGUGAUGAAGUUGCCAACAAAUGUGCAACGUCUCUUGGCAUUGGCUUGGAUUUCAAUGCAGCAAACAUUGCUAGCUCAGGGAACCAUUACCGGGUCUACCCGAACAAAGCUCCCAAAAGCUGGCAAAACUCAAGGGAUGUAUCUGAAUGUGCAAGUACUACAGGUCCGGUGGUGGAUAAAGAUCCCUUGAAAGUUUGGAAGGAGAUGAAGCAGAAUGGGUUUCUCUCAGCUCCUCAUGGUGGGAUAUCAAGUCAAAGCAAUCUCCUUUCAUCUUCUUCUCAUGGACCACCGCAUGGAGGGGUACCGGUGCCCAAGCAACGUGGGAGGAAACCCAAGAAUAAUGACAUCACGAAGAAGAGAAUGGAGAUGGCAAAGAGAGAACAGGUGGAUAGAUUCACAAAGAUUGCAGCUCCAAGUGGACUGCUGAAUGAUCUCAACCCGGGGAUUAUCAACCAUGUGAGGAAUAGCAAGCAGGUACGCUCCAUUAUUGAGGCUUUAGUGAAGUCCGAGAAGCACGAGGAUAAUCGUGAAGAAAGAAGCAGAAGGGAUAGCCAUCUAAAAGCUGGAAGCAAAGGAUUUGGUGGAAAUGAAAGCUCGUCAACUGCUGUGUUUGAAAGUAAGCUUAUCGGAGGGUUCACGAUAUCAAGUAGAGAGUGUGAUUCCAGCGCUGUUAGGGGGAUGUGCGGAGGAAGCAGUCUUUCCUACUCUCACCCUGUAGGUGAAGAUGGACUUGUGCUGAAAUUAUCAUCUUCAAUGAAAGUGCCUCAAGAAUCUAGCAGCUUUUCCAACAAUGAAUCUGCAGAUGGCACCAAUGCCUCUUCUCUUUCUGCUAAAGCGGCCAGUGUUGCUUCCCAGUGGUUGGAGCUUGUUCAGCAAGACAUCAAAGGACGGCUUACUGCUUUGCGGCGUAGCAAGAGGAGGGUGAAAGACGUCAUAACUACUGAUCUACCUAUGUUGAUAUCAAGAGAAUUCGGCUCCCACCAAGAGAGCACCGACCCUUACAACAUGCAGGCUGCUGCAAUGCAUCAAGCGAGAUGGACCCUGAAGUUUGAUCAAAUGGAUAAAGCACUCUCUGAAGAACAGAGACAACUUGAAAGUUGGCUGUGCCAGCUGAAAGAGAUGCAACUGCACUGCGAUCAUGGGUUGCAGCAUUACCAAUUGAAUGCAGUCAUGGGACUCCAACAGCCCUCAGGGACGGCAGAAUGCUACAUCAGAACGCCUAAGGCUGAUAGCUCUGAGAAGGAAUUGGCGGUGAGGGCAGCCGCAGCGUCCAUAUAUUCAACAUGCAAUUUUUUCAUGUCAAAAGAGAACGUCUCAUGUUUCUGAGCCUCUUCUUGAUGCUGCCUCUGUAUAUUUUUUUUUUUUUUAAUGUUGUUGCCAUUUUAACCAUCGACUUCAUCAUAUUGACAUAGGGAUUAGGAUUGACUUGUGCAUUUAGCAGCAGAAUACAAAUUAAGAAGCGGAAAUGUAGCCUUCCAUGAGUGAAGUAUGUUUACUUUACCCUCUGAUUGUGAUUUGUGAGUGACAAUUUUGCUUCUUUGCAGAAGGUUUAUAGUAACAAUUGUUUGAUGACGGAUUGAUGUUCUUCAGAAAUCUUUCAAUCCAAUAGAGUUAGGGGAUUCUC